Messenger RNA from Procambarus clarkii (red swamp crayfish), 1639 nucleotides. RefSeq names its product Secretion-associated Ras-related 1 (gene Sar1). The record is from RefSeq and is a predicted model, not a curated record. Gene Ontology annotation, cellular component: COPII vesicle coat; endoplasmic reticulum exit site. Gene Ontology annotation, molecular function: GTP binding; GTPase activity. NCBI's taxonomy places the organism in Eukaryota, Metazoa, Arthropoda, Malacostraca, Decapoda, Cambaridae. Gene Ontology annotation, biological process: endoplasmic reticulum to Golgi vesicle-mediated transport; vesicle organization; membrane organization.
GUGAGGCAGGCGGAGGAUCAGUGUGUUUAUACUCUCUGACCAGCUUCUCUCUUAGUUCCUUAUGGAGUGUAUUUGGCAGUAGAAUGAGAUUGUCGGUGCCAAACCUGUAAUACGCUGUUUUUAUCACAAAUCGCUUGUUCCCCAUAAUGUUCCUUUGGGAUUGGAUCACUGGUGUUCUGGGAUAUCUUGGUCUCUGGAAGAAGAGUGGGAAGCUUCUGUUUCUGGGUUUAGACAAUGCAGGAAAGACAACGUUGCUUCACAUGCUGAAAGAUGAUCGCAUGGCCCAGCAUGUACCCACACUCCAUCCAACAUCGGAGGAACUGAGCAUAGGACAAAUAAAAUUUACCACAUUUGACCUGGGUGGCCAUCACCAAGCAAGGAGAGUGUGGAAGGACUAUUUCCCUGCAGUAGAUGCCAUUGUCUUCCUUAUAGAUGCAGCAGACAGAGGCAGAUUUGCAGAAUCUAAGGCUGAAUUGGAUUCACUUUUGACGGAUGACCAGCUUUCGAAUGUUCCUAUUGUUAUCCUGGGCAACAAGAUUGAUGUAGCUGGUGCUGCUUCAGAGGAUGAGCUCAGGCACUACUUCGGUCUCUUUGGUCAAACGACAGGAAAGAACAAAAUUCCACGUAAUGAACUUCCUGGUCGCCCACUUGAGCUUUUUAUGUGCUCGGUUCUGAAGCGGCAAGGAUAUGGUGAAGGUUUUCGCUGGAUUGCAAAUUACAUUGAUUAGAUUGGUGGAAGUGGCCUGGACCAUGGUAUGGUGGUAGUGAUAUUGAACACGUUAUGCUAAUUCAUAUCACCAAUCAGCACUUGGUGAUUUGGGAGACAUAAGACCUAUGGUAAACUGAAACAAGUGCUGCCAUAACUGCGGUGUGCGGCAUGUUCUUUUAUGAAACUCGGACACCAAGUUAUAUCUAUGCUCCGUUAUGUGAUGGAAUCUUAAAUGUAAUGCUGGAUUGUAGCUGGUCAGUGGAGAAUCGAUUUUUGUAUGUGUAGCUUACCGGCCCAGACUCCCUACCUAACUGCCAUUCUGACCUUUACAUGAUCCAUUCCCAUGUUUUGUAGGUUUGACUUAUUAUUUUAGCUUCGAAACGUUAUAUUAACAAUUUUUGUAAUAGAAUUUGUGAUGUCUUGAAAUAUUAAGGCUGAAUUUCAUAAUUCUAGCAAAUUGUCAUUAGAGCAGAAAUUUAUGGGUUGUAAGUUAUAAUUUUAUAGGUAAUGCAAUGUAGCUCAGUGAUAAAAUUUAAAUAAGCCGUUUUUAUAUAAUUGGUGGUCCAGAUAUUUGGUAGUAAAUCUGCAAAAUGUAAUUUAUAAAAUUCUGGCCAUUUAUUUGUAUCCUUCCUCGGAGGAGUGUUGGCCACAUGCGUCUCUUCCAUUGUGGUGCAAGUGAUUAUAUUUUUGUGGCAGAGCUGUCCUUGGAUGCAUGGAUGACCACUUGGAAGACCUGUCAGAUGAAUGAAGCAUCAAUACUGUUAUGAAAUUAUUUAUAACCUCAGUUGUAGUGUUAAGUUAGAGCUUCAUGUGCUGCUUCUCUUAGGUAUGAAGCUUGAAAGCAUUGCGCGCUCCUCAGUUAGUGAUGGAAAAUGUAAUUUUCAGGUUUCUGUUAAGUAAUCUUUAUAUAAUAAAAUGUUAAAUUCCUUA